Messenger RNA from Humulus lupulus (European hop), 491 nucleotides. RefSeq lists its product as uncharacterized. The transcript has a single exon. Lineage: Eukaryota; Viridiplantae; Streptophyta; Magnoliopsida; Rosales; Cannabaceae. The coding region runs from base 179 to 367 and encodes 62 amino acids. The record is from RefSeq and is a predicted model, not a curated record.
GUAUAAUACCACUCAACUAAAUCACAUCCCUUCACACUCUUUCUCUCUCUUAUAUAAAUAUUCUCAUUCAUUUUCUCGAUAUCCAAACAAACAGAACAAUCCAAUCCAAUCCAAUCCCUAAGCCGUUCAAUUAUAAUAGCUAGCGAGAACUUCGAUCGAUCAAAAAGUAAAAGAAAGAAUGAUACUGGUGGCGUCAAUGGCGGAGCUGAUGGAGGAGUACACGGCGUUGCUGUCGAGGGUUCUAGAACAUUUGUUCCAUUCGGCGCCGUUUCCUGGCCGGGUUCGCUUUCUCAUUCUCCGGAAUCUUCCUUUCGUUUCUUAUAUUCCUCCUCCUCCUCCUCCUCCCUCGUAUCAUUCCACUGCUUGAAUUAGACUAAUUUAGGGAUAAUCUUGUAAUUUUUUCUUUCUUUUUUUGAAUUUGCGGGAUUUUUUUUGGUCUUGUGUAUGUAUGAAGAUGUAAUAUAUGAAAUAAACUGGAGUUUUAAUUUUUC